AUGGUAAGACUUACUUAGCCAAAAGAAGUUAAAGAUAUCCGAAUGUUCGUGCAAAUGUGCAGACCAGGAACAAACCAAAAAGCACAAGCUAAAUCAGUCACUAUCAAAAAGGUAGGAAAAGUGACAAAAUUCAAGCUUCGUUGCAAUAAAUAUCUUUACACUUUGGUCGUCGAUGAUGUGCAAAAGGCAGACAAGCUCAAGCAGUCGUUGCCUCCAAGCCUGAACAAAAAAGAAAUUAACUAA
Molecule: messenger RNA, 243 nt
Organism: Blepharisma stoltei
Lineage: Eukaryota; Ciliophora; Heterotrichea; Heterotrichida; Blepharismidae
Source: the annotation of a GenBank genome assembly